CAAGAAUUGAAGAACUGCUUUGGGGUGUGGGGGGUUGCAUGAAUCAUGAGUGCAUAGUUGUGAAGUCACCACCAUUGGCAAAAGAUUCAAAAAGAGAAACAGAGAGAUAUUUUUGUGUAUAUAUAUAUAAAAAAAAAGAGGGCAUUAGGGUGAUUACUCACCCAACCAUCCAAUCCAUCAACCAUGUAACGUAGGCUUUAAGUGAUAGAAAUUAAAAAACAGCACCACCUUCUCUCCCUCCAUCUUCAAACUUGCCUUUUAUUACCUCUCAAUGUCACGCCCUUCUCUUCACUCUCAGUCUCUCCAACAUUCUCCAAUCCCAAUGCUCCUUCUCCUUGCCUUCUCAUUCCACUUAACCCGACCACACCGCACCACUUUGUUUUUUCCGCAAUAGUUUCCAACCAAAGCCCCUUUUAUUUAAUUCAGCCCUUUUUUUUCUUCAAUUUAUUUGAUUUCUAUUUUUGGUUAUUCGGUUGGUGCGCGGUUGUUGAUGUGAAACGAUGGAGCUGAGUUAGGUUCUUCUUCUUCUCGUCGUUUGGGGCUUUUCUUCUUCUUCAUCGCUCCAUCGAUCCAUCCCUAAUCGUUCGUUCCUUGCGAUGAAUCGGAGCUUCAGAGCGGUGGAAUUGCAAAUGCAAGACGCGUUUAAUCAGAGGCGGCACCAAUUGGCGGCUCUCAGGUCCUCCUCUCCGCGCGUCAUGGACAGGGACGACGAGCUCGCUUUGUUCCUUGAAAUGCGGAACCGCGAGAAGGAGCGCAACAAUCUCCUGCUCCGCGCAGCAGAGGAUUUCGACGCUGCAGCACCAUUAGGCUCUGAUCCGGGAAAUUCUCCCUUGUUUAACGUUCCGCCGGCUGCGUCGGCUCCGGCGAGGAAGACCGGUGCUGAUGAUUUUCUCAAUUCGGAAAAUGAUAAGAAUGACUAUGACUGGCUUCUAACCCCACCUGGGACUCCCCUUUUCCCUUCUUUGGAGAUGGAAACAUCAAAAACUGUUAUGAGCCAGCUUGGGGCUCCAACUGUCCGUCCCACACCAUUAAAAGCUCGAUUUGCAAAUUCUCCAUUAGAAGAUACUGGGAGGAGCAACUUCGUAUCUAAACAACCAGCCUCCUCCCCUGGGUUGACCUCUUCAGGUGGUGGAAUUAGGAGGCCCUCAUCAGCCGGGAAUCUGUCAGAACUUACUGGAAGGAGCAACUCAGUAAUUAAACAACGAGCCUCCUCCCCUGGGUUGACCUCUUCAGGUGGUGGAAUUAGGAGGCCCUCAUCAUCAGAGAAUCUGUCAGAACAUAGUGGAAGGAGCAAUUUAGUAUCUAAACAAUCAGCCUCCUCCCCUGGGUUGACCUCUUCAGGUGGUGUAACUAGGAGGCACUCAUCAUCAGGGAAUAUUGGGUCACGAUCUACAACUCCUGCUGGACGUUCUACAUUGACCACAGUUUCAAAAUCACCUAGACCUUCAACACCUACCGCAGUUUCAAAAUCAGCCAGACCUUCAACACCUACUUCUCAGACAACCACACCUUCAAUGAGGACAACCGUAGGUUCCACCAAGACCUCGGUUUCCUCAGCCAAGCCCAUGGUUUCUGCUCCUAAGACUUCAGUUUCUGUCACUAAAACUACUACAAUAUCUGCAGCUAAAACAACAAUUACAUCUAGAUCCUCUACACCUUUGUCAAGAUCUACUGCAAGAUCUUCUACACCGACAACCAAGCCUACCUUACCUGCAUCCAGACCUACAUCAAGGGCAUCAACCCCAGCUCGCCGACCGUCAACACCACCUAAUGUACCCACUGUAUCUUCUCCUUCAGUUAAGACUUCUUCAGUCUCCAAGUCAGCUCCUGUGAUAUCAAGGCAGCCAGUACCAUCCCGUGGCACUUCACCAACUGUGAAAUCAAGACCAUGGAAGCCAUCGGAGAUGCCUGGAUUUUCACUUGAUGCUCCACCCAAUUUGAGGACAACGCUUCCAGAAAGGUCACUGUCAACAACUAGGGGGAGGCCUGGAGCACCUAAUCUACGGUCCUCAUCUGUUGAGCCUGCUUCUAAUGGUAGACCAAGGCGGCAAUCAUGCUCUCCUUCAAGAGGACGUUCCUCCAAUGGCAUUUCUCGUCCAACUGGAAGCUCUAUGCCAGCAGUUAAUCGUGCAUACUCCAAGGCAAAUGACAAUGUUAGUCCUGUUGUAAUGGGCACCAAAAUGGUUGAGAGGGUAAUAAAUAUGCGAAAACUAGCUCCACCAAGGCUGGAUGACAAGAACUCUUUCCAUAAUCUUUCUGGCAAGUCAUCUUCAUCUCCAGAUAGCUCGGGUUUCGGAAGAUCACUCUCAAAGAAAUCCUUGGAUAUGGCUAUUAGGCAUAUGGAUAUAAGGCGAAGGGCUCCAGGCGAUUUACGGCCAUCACUGAUGACAAAAAUUCCAGCUUCUUCAAUGUAUAGUGUGAGGUCUGGGCUUCAGCGUAGCCGAACUGGUAGUAUCUCCGGCUCUCCUCAUGCUACUAGCAGUAAUGCUAGUUCUGAAGUGAGUGUAAACCAAAAUGGUCUUUGUUUAGAUAAUAGUGAAAUAGAUGAUGAUAUUGUCAGCGUGAGAAGUGGUCAAUCUUCUGCCAGCGUGCGGGGUAGGUAAACGAUUCUCACAUUGAGGAAUCCUUUACCUACAUUUUAAUGGCACAACCAUUCAUAUCCUGAGUUUCAGCCAUAUUGGAUUUUUGUAUGGAGCUAACCAAGCUUCAAUUUAUGUAAAGUUUACUGGGAGUGAUAUCACCUUGUGGGAUGGUAGUUGUAAUUUUAGAUAGAUAAGCUAUAUGCUGAAAUUGUAAUACUCCUUUUUUUUUUUUUCAAGUGGUGUUAUUUCACACGAAAACUGUAGAAAUGGUGUGGCAUUGUAUUUUUUAGAAAUGCUAGCAACAUGCGAUUUGGCACUUUUUAGCA
Glycine soja is the source of this 2908-nucleotide messenger RNA. Its product is annotated as mucin-17-like. The coding region runs from base 597 to 2603 and encodes 668 amino acids. The record is from RefSeq and is a predicted model, not a curated record. Gene Ontology annotation, cellular component: cortical microtubule. The transcript is spliced from 5 exons. Gene Ontology annotation, biological process: cortical microtubule organization. NCBI's taxonomy places the organism in Eukaryota, Viridiplantae, Streptophyta, Magnoliopsida, Fabales, Fabaceae.